AUGCCAAUUAAACUCCCCAAAGGCUUUACCCGACGGAAAUCGUCUGGUAAUGUCCUAGACGAGGUAGAAAAUCCUCCUCAGCCGUCCUUUCGAGUCUUCGAACGUCCUUCCGUCGAUAAGAAGUCCAUGAGCGAUGGCAAUCUUUUGUCGAAAAGGCUGAGCUCGGGACAACCUUUAGAUUCACCCACGGAGGAUCAGGACAACAUCUUUGCCGGGCCCCUGAAUCAUCCCCAAAGAAACUUAGGCGUACGCGACCAUUCGUCCGGUCAUAUUAACUCUUCGCCCAAACGUCGCUCAACAGACGGUCCGCUGUCACCGGACAACUCAUCGCCACAUUCACGAAACCUCUACGAUAUUCCGAUACCCCCUAUCUCUGGUGCAUUGCGGGCAGCUGGCCGAACCUUUUCCUUCGGUGGGAGAUUUUCGAAAUCGUCGGCGCCCCCGCAACAACAAUCUACUCCUGGUCCUUCUCGGAAUAGGGCAAUGACCAACAGCACGAGCAGCACCGCAACCCCUCCCAAACUGCCGGAUACAGAACUGCGGAUUGGUCAGAUGGGGGACGACUUCCACAACAUGUUCGACGAUCUCGGGAAACGAGGCAACGCUGCCCAGGAAUCAUCGCGGAAUUCGUCCGUGGACACGUACUCCUCUUCACCCCCCGAGGCGGCCUUCCGCAAGGAAGAAAAGUUGCCCCGUCCCGCACCCAUCGAUACAGAUCGGUCGAAAGAAGUCGAACCCUCGCCGUACUCAUGGGGUAGCCGUCACUCAGAGGAGGGUCUUUUGGCCGCCGUUGAUUCGCCGCACGAUGAACCCCCGGCACCAUAUUUGGGGUUUACCCAUUCCACUACAUCCUACCGAGAUGGGCGAAGGAAAUCCAUACCCUUCUCCAACGCAAUGCCCGUCACGACAACGACUCACCGUUCCCUUGAGAAACCGGACGGCAUGGCAGAAAAGGGCCUACGGAGAAGUGUUUUAUACCCUAGCAAGCGGGAUUCAACGCCCGUCGAGGAUGAGGACGCCAAAUUAAUCAUGUCAUCUCUCUAUUCGAACAAGCGAAACUCGCAAGUGCCAUUGGUGUCAGACCAAGAGGACUCGGAUGCAGAGAAUGAGACUCCGCUAUUCACCAAAGCGCCAACGUCCCCGGUUAACCAGCGGGAGCGACUUACUCCUCCGCCCCUGCAACCUCCGACACACAAAUCUCCGGGCCUGAAUGAUGACCACCUCGACCCCUCUAUCGCGGCCCAUGCGCGAUUGGCCGUGCAAUACGAGACCCAACCACCGCCGGUGCCAUCGACCAACAAAGUAAUGACACCCUCUCAAUUUGAGCAUUAUCGGCAGCAGCAGGAGCUCCGACGGUCACAUAGCGAUGCUUCGAAGAGCGAGGACUCCGCAGAAAGCGAUUUCGACGAAGAGGACGAGGCCGAGAAGAAUCGGGAAGCGGAGAAGCAACGGCGAAAGCAAGAAGCACAUCUCUCCGUAUAUCGGCAGCAGAUGAUGAAGGUGACGGGCCAACAGUCCCCUGCAGCUUCUCUUCGACCAGAAAUGGAUCGGGCGAGCAACAGCGUACCAAACCUCGCCGUCCAUUCCUUCAACCAAGGGAACAGGUCAGGCAGCGGGAAGAGUAGCGAGGGUGAUGAGGACGAGGAAGUUCCCUUGGGGAUCUUAGCAGCGCACGGGUUCCCGAAUAGGAACCGGCCACCCAGUCGACUGGCACCGUCGAAUUCGAUCCCAAACAUGCGGGCAUCGUUCCAUCAGCCUUACAUCUCGUCUCCCGGAUCGGUUGCAGAGAAUGAUGCCGGCAAUCGCAGCAGCCUGCCUGUUUUCGCCCGGAAUCUACCCCGAGACCCCUACUAUGGGGCGGGCUUGGUGAAUUCGUCCAACCGAGAGUCCCUGGCUCUCGGAGGAGGUGCUUCCGUUUACGGAGGACCCUCGGCUGCCGCAGGUCCUCCGCCCGGAUUCCCUCCAGGGGGAUUAAUCGGUGUCAUUGCCACGGAGGAGCGCGCGAGAGCCAUGAGACGAGGGAGCCCGAACACCCAAGCCAUGCAUGACUACCAUGCUGCGAUGCCUUCGGUCCCGACCCAGCCCAAUGGCAUCCCGAGGCCCUAUACCAUGAUGAGCCUGAAUCCACCCAAUCCCUCGGCCCCUCAGCAAGGGGUUUCGGCCACGGAGCAAGCUCAAAUCCAGCUUUCCCAGCAAAUGUCAAGUAUGAUGCAGAUGCAGAUGCAAUGGAUGCAGCAGAUGAUUCACAUGCAAGGUGGGCAAGGCCCACCCCAGCAGUCGAUGCCGCCAGGCGGCUUCCCUUCGUUCGUGGCCCCUCCCACCGUGAGACCGUCUUCGAUGCCGUCGGCAGGCCCGAAUAAUAAUGUUCCACCCGCAUAUGGCGGCGGUGACCAAAGAACUCUUAGCCUUCUUGACCCGAACGCUUCACCCCGAUUGAACGCUCCGGCCAUGCCGUUCGCCUCCGGCGUGAACCGGCCGAGCACCCCGGCAGGGCAAGGCUAUGCGCCGUCAAUUGCGCCAUCAGAGCGGAGCAACGUUGGACUGGCGCCGCGGUAUCGCCCAGUGUCUACCCUUCAUCCGGACACUGCCUCGGCGGCUUAUCCCCUCGCCUCCAAAGCAUGGAACGAUGAGAACCAGAGAUCUUCCGUCUCCAUUGCUUCUCCGGCCCCCGCUUCGCAGAUGGCCAAGCCGGCAUCCCGUCCAAUUUCCAAUGGCGGAAAAUCCGCUUUGGCUCGUGGAUCGGGCAAUGGCAUCGAACCGGAUGAGGAUGACGACGACGAAGGGUGGUCUGAAAUGAUGAAGAAACGGGAGAAUAAGCGAAGCAAUUGGAAAUUGAAGAAGGAGACGUCAAGUCUCGGCGACUUACUGAAUACAGUACAUUGA
Molecule: messenger RNA, 2883 nt
Organism: Aspergillus steynii IBT 23096
Lineage: Eukaryota; Fungi; Ascomycota; Eurotiomycetes; Eurotiales; Aspergillaceae
Exons: 3
Coding region: 1-2883 (960 amino acids)
Source: RefSeq, a predicted model, not a curated record